AUUCUCGCGCGCACGUUUGUAGAGCCAAGGCUUCCCCGCCUGCGCUCGUUGUCAGAGCCGCUCCGGCGCGUGCGCGCGUUAUCUCCGGCCGAUCCGAGCAGCCCGGUUCCCUCUGCUGUAGGCCCCCGCCCCUCGCGGCUCCCUCCCAGCCUCCAGCCAACCCGUCCCCUUCCUCUCCUCGCGGAAUGGGGCCGGCGCUGCUCGGGGUCGCGCGCCCUGGACACGGCUCGCGCUUGGUCUCGCGCUGUCAGCGACUGCCUGGCUCGCGCCGCCUCGCGCUCUCCCUCAGUCAGUGGCGCCGAAGGCUCCGUUAAGCGGCGGAGGUGGUUCCUGUUUCCGUUUCUUCCACUCCCUUCAGUCGGGAGUAGCAUCCUCCACCCAGCCACCCCUCCCACUCCCCCGACGCGGGGCAGCUGCAGCUGAGGGCUGUGGCGGCGCCGGCGGCAGCUGGGGACGGCGGAGACCGCCUCUGCUCCAGUCUCGGGUUGCUGCUUUUGAUAAGAGGGCACCCACGACCCUGAUGUGUUCUCUUUCAAGAUAAAUUGCUCUAUUGACUUUGUUGAUUAACUAAACAAAUUCAGCAUGUAGAGUCCACGAAGCACAGAACCAUAACAGAGCUUCCUACUCACACCACCAGGAGGAUCUCUUUGAAAGAUUCAUCACAGGACUACCAGAGAGAAUAAUUUGUCUGAAGCAUCAUGUAUUGAAACAACAGAAGGCACCUUUGCAUUAGUUAGAAACAGAGUUACAAUGUUUUCAAUUCUUUGAGCUCCAGGAAGCCAGGGGAGAGAGUGGAAAAUUUGAAAAUGCGGCCAUGGACUGGUUCCUGGCGUUGGAUUAUGCUCAUUCUCUUUGCCUGGGGGACCUUGCUAUUUUAUAUAGGUGGUCACUUGGUACAAGAUAAUGACCACCCUGAUCACUCUAGCCGAGAACUAUCCAAGAUUCUGGCAAAGCUUGAACGCUUAAAACAGCAGAAUGAAGACUUGAGACGAAUGGCUGAAUCUCUUCGGAUACCAGAAGGCCCCAUUGAUCAGGGGCUGGCUACGGGAAGGGUACGUGCUUUAGAAGAGCAGCUGGUAAAGGCCAAAGAACAGAUUGAAAAUUACAAGAAACAAACCGGAAAUGGUCUGGGGAAGGAUCAUGAAAUCCUGAGGAGGAGGAUUGAAAAUGGAGCUAAAGAGCUCUGGUUUUAUCUGCAGAGUGAAUUGAAGAAAUUAAAGAAUUUAGAAGGAAAUGAACUCCAAAGACAUGCAGAUGAAUUUCUGUCAGAUUUGGGACAUCAUGAAAGGUCUAUAAUGACGGAUCUAUACUACCUCAGUCAAACGGAUGGAGCAGGUGAUUGGCGGGAAAAAGAGGCCAAAGAUCUGACAGAGCUGGUCCAGAGGAGAAUAACGUAUCUUCAGAAUCCAGUGGACUGCAGCAAAGCCAAGAAGCUAGUGUGUAAUAUCAAUAAAGGCUGUGGCUAUGGCUGUCAACUCCAUCAUGUGGUCUACUGCUUCAUGAUUGCAUAUGGCACCCAGCGAACACUCAUCUUGGAAUCUCAGAAUUGGCGCUAUGCUACUGGUGGAUGGGAGACUGUGUUUAGACCUGUAAGUGAGACAUGCACAGAUAGAUCUGGCAUCUCCACUGGACACUGGUCAGGUGAAGUGAAGGACAAAAAUGUUCAGGUGGUCGAGCUUCCCAUUGUAGACAGUCUUCAUCCCCGUCCUCCAUAUUUACCCCUGGCUAUACCAGAAGACCUUGCAGAUCGACUGAUUAGAGUCCACGGUGAUCCUGCAGUAUGGUGGGUGUCCCAGUUUGUCAAAUACUUGAUCCGCCCACAACCUUGGCUGGAAAAGGAAAUAGAAGAGGCCACCAAGAAGCUUGGCUUCCAACAUCCAGUUAUUGGAGUCCAUGUCAGACGUACAGACAAAGUGGGAACAGAAGCAGCCUUCCAUCCCAUUGAGGAGUACAUGGUGCAUGUCGAAGAACAUUUUCAGCUUCUCGCACGCAGGAUGCAAGUGGACAAAAAAAGAGUAUAUUUGGCCACAGAUGACCCCUCUUUAUUAAAGGAGGCGAAAACAAAGUACCCCAAUUAUGAAUUUAUUAGUGAUAACUCUAUCUCUUGGUCAGCUGGACUGCACAAUCGAUAUACAGAAAAUUCACUUCGGGGUGUAAUCCUGGAUAUACACUUUCUCUCCCAGGCAGACUUCCUAGUGUGUACUUUUUCAUCCCAGGUCUGUCGAGUUGCUUAUGAAAUCAUGCAAACACUGCAUCCCGAUGCCUCUGCAAACUUCCAUUCUUUGGAUGACAUCUACUAUUUUGGAGGCCAGAAUGCCCACAACCAGAUUGCCAUUUAUCCUCACCAACCUCGAACUGCAGAUGAAAUCCCCAUGGAGCCUGGAGAUAUUAUUGGUGUGGCUGGAAAUCAUUGGAAUGGCUAUUCUAAAGGUGUCAACAGAAAACUGGGAAGGACGGGCCUAUAUCCCUCCUACAAAGUUCGAGAGAAGAUAGAAACAGUCAAGUACCCCACAUAUCCUGAGGCUGAGAAAUAAAGCUCAGAUGGAAGAAAUGAACAACCAAACUCAGUUCAAACCGUUUGAGCCAAACAGUAGACCGAGAAGGCCCUGACGAAACAAUGUGUGGUUAAAUGAGUGGACACCCUCAGCAUUGAUUGCAACUGAGAACAGACAGAUGCUUCAUUGGUGGAAUUCCUCUUUAACAAGGGCUGCAACGCCCAUACACAGUCCAAUAAUGUACUCACAUAUAACAUGCAAACAGAGGUUGUUUUCUACUUUGCCCCUUCUUUCAAGAUUGUCCCCAUGAAACAAACACUGCCACAAUGUAUAAUUUAAAUGACACAGACAUAUUUUGUGUGAGACUUCAAACAUGGUGCCUGUAUCUGAGAGACCUGUGUGACCCAAUGAGAAGACCCAAAUAGCUCCCUACUGUUAGGAGAGUUAACUCUUAGCCAGUGGUGGUGGUGUGACCACUGAGUUCACUCUAGUCAACAGAUUCAGAAUGAGAACAGCUAUUUUUUUCCUUUAUAAGGUUAUCUGGUUUUUGUUUUUGUUUUUUUUUUAAAUAAUUGCAUCAGUUCAUCCACCUCAUCAUUAAUAAGUGAAAAUAAAAUAUUUACACUCCAUUAGGAACUUUUGUAAAACAAUGCCAUGAACAGAUACUUUAGUACUUAAUGUUUCUGGACAUUCUCUUUGAUAACAAAAAAUAAAUUUUAAAAAGAGGAAUUUUGUAAAGUUUCUAUAAUUUUGCAUCAUUGGAUGAUGUGGUGGUCAGCUUUAUAGUGGAAGAACCAUGAUAAAAAAAAAAAGGAGCUUUAUAGUUUUUCUGCUUCUUUUUUCUUUUUUUCUGCUUCUGAUAGAGUGACUAAUCACGGCUUAGCUCAGACAGUCAUUGGCCUAUUUUAAUACUGAAAACUGAGUUUAGUUGGUGUACAUUACAAAUUCGCUAAGAAUACUUUUUGGGAGUUUUCAUUCUCUUAUUUUGGAUAUUGUUUAAUUAUUUUUAACUGAAUAAAUUAAUCAUACUCCUUGCCCGCAGAGGAACUGUUAGCACCAUUUCUAAACCUAACCAUUUCAAACUUGUUUAGUAACCUUUCUUAUUGUGGCUGUUGUCACUUUUUGUGAGUUGGGUCCUUCACUUUAUCUGCGUACCAACUUGUGCCCUUUUCUAUCAUGUCCUGCUUUUAAGAAUACCAGAAUCUUUGGGGCUAGGAAGCUGGCUCUGUUUCUGAAGUAUGUGUCUCACAUUUGUAGACUUUGGUUAACAAAAGAGAAAAGGAUCAUUGUGAGACCCAAAAUGAACUUGGGGUUAUCUCUUCCACAUAUUUCCUUGUAGUAAUACCAUGUCAGAUCACUUCAGAAGAUACACUUUGAUAUUCCCGCUGAACAUCACUUUUCUCCUCAUAGAAAAACUCCCUAUUGGUAUAUAGCCUGCCUCCUACAGAUGCCUGGCAGGAACAUUUCGUAGUACGUGUUUUACCUUCUAAAAGAAAAACUUGAUCUAUGUAGGAACCAGUAGCACACUGGUUCCAGACAGAAAAGCUUAGUUAGCCCCUGGCCUUCACAUCCUUAAAAUGAAAAUACCUGUAUGCAAAAUCUCAACAAACUUCCCUAAAUUCUUUCUACCUCUCGAUUCAAGGUUCCCAAAGAGCAAAGACUGACUGUCUAGAGUAUUAGUAAGCAAUUUUCAAUUUAGUUUUGGUACAAGUCAUUUGAAAUAAAAAUCUCCAGUGAGCCAAGAUAAUGAGUUACUUUCCAGCUUCCAUCUCACUUGUCAUCAGAACAUCCAUAACUAAGGGUCUGACUUGUGCCCUUCUAGGAGAGCCAAAGGUAAAUCAGUCUCUUUUUUCAUUCUAAAUUGAUGCAGUUCCAGAAAUAAAAGGACUGAAGAACAGAAAGAUGGUGGAAAUAAAUUAAGGAGUGGUUUCCAAAUGGUGGCAAAGAUUUAAUUUUGGAUAGUGUAUCUUUCAGUUCUUUAAUUCCUGUUUGAUUCUUUUUUAUAGUUUAUAUUUCUCUACUGAAAUUUCCUCUAUUUACUACAAGCAUGCUUUCCUUUACUUCAUUUAACAUAGUUGUAAUAACUGCUUUAAAAUCUUUUUUCUGCUAAGUCCACCAUCUGAAUCAUCUCACAGUUGGUCUUUUCUCCAGAGAUUGAUCAUAUUUUCCUGGUUCUUUAUAUGUUGAGUAAUUUUAGAUUGUAUCCUGAACAUAUGUAUUAUAUUGUGGAUUCUGUUAUAUUUCUCCAAUGUGUGAUGAUUUUUUGGUUUAUGUUAAUAUACAGUUAACUUUACUAGACUCAAACUGUAAACUCUCUUGGACAGUAGCCCAAAUCUCACUUCAGUUCUUUUCUCUUUAGCUGGAGUCUGUCCUACACAUGUAAGGUUCAGGGGUCAAGCAGAGAUCUGAGUAGAGUUUAUAUACAGAAUUUGGGGGCUCUCCUUCUGUGGCUCUUUUUUUCCAAGAUUUUCCCCCUAACUUUCCAGCAGCUACAGUUGCCUUGUACUCUGUCCUCUGGUUUCUUGACCAGAAAGACUGCAGUUUUCUAUUAACCUAAAAGCCAUAAAGACAGGAAACUCACAGCAGACCAUUUCUUUCAAGUUUCAACUUUUCUCCCGAAUUUGCCUGCUUUUUUGUUUAGUCUCCAGUGCCUUCAGGUAAGGUUUUUGUUUUGUUUGUUUUUUUUUUAAUUUUGUUAAGAGUUUAUAGUUGUUACUUGUGGAAAGAUCACUUCAGUAGACACUCCACCAUACAGGAAGUAGAACUCCUAGACAGAAACUGAAAAUGAUAAAAAGUGUGUGGAGGGGUGGCAGGGGUAAGCAGGCUUAGUUCUGUGAUGGCCCGUGUUUAGACUCUGGCAUCAAUAGCUAAGCAGCCGGUUGCCUCAGGCAGCAAGUAUGAGCUAGCCAAAUUGCUACACCUGCAGGAAUGAAUGGCUAAUUAACUGCUGACCACAUCUUUCUGAAAACUUUUCUGAUCCUCUUUCUUAGAAAUCAUCAUGUACUUGGUGGUGAUUCCGCCUAUACACACUGCCGUGCUGGGAGGGCUGACAUCUCCUCACCACUGUUAUAUUUUCUCCACAAGGACCUUGUACUUAAAAACCCUGAAUGGUUUUAAAUUGGAUGACCAGUGCUAGAUUAGAGUGAUUUUGAACUUUUCCUUGUUAGAAGACCCAUUUCUGAAGAGAUUUAUCUGGAACCAAAUUAUUAGCUUGAGCUUAUUGAAUGUGAGUAACAGAAUCCUGCAUAUUAAUGAUAAAGCUGUUAUAAAAGGGCUUACCAUGGCUUUUCUGGUCACUCAAGUCUGAUUUAGUGCUGAGCUGGGCACUUAAAGCGUUUAUGCCUGCUAUGAAAGGGCUCUCAGUCCAAGGUUUCUUUGUAUCCCAAAUAAAUAAGAGACUAGUUGCUUCCUUUUCUGGGCUUUGGUUUUUUCCUGUUACAUAGAGCUAAGCCUGUUCUCUGGGUUCCCUCUUAGGAAGGUAGAGAAGGUGAACAGUCCCAGCUUCUAAAGAGUUGAGGGUUAAAAGAGAAAAAGCACAUUUAAAACCUGUCUCAUAGAGUGACCAUUGUCAUCACUAUUCAGUUCCCAGAGAGUAAGUCAGUGUAUUCAGUGAGCAGGAAAAAGUGUUGGGGUCUAAAUAGUACAUCUACUAAGAGUCUCCUUCUCUGCCCCAUUCAGAGUCUCCUACUUGAGGGGAAAUAGACAAGUCCCCUUUAGCCAUACUUAACUGCCUGAUGUUUCAUGUGUGCUCCCUGUAGACUGUGCAAUAGCUGGGAUCGGUAGACCUAUGUAGAAUAGAUGUGUGGCUUGGGGAUUGGUGAAUCUGGUAACUUGGCUAUAACACCCAAUUUAUGCCAGAUACAGACUCUGGAGAAUUUUUUAAAUGCAGUGCCCAAAGGGGAGCACAAAGGAGAAUUUGUCUGUAUUCUUACUGGUUCCUGACAGCAGUCUCCCUCAUGGAAACAUGGAGUAGCUAUUCCAGGAUCCAUAGCAGGGCAAAGGCAGGCCUUGGCAAGUUCUUUGGUUUCAACUGUCAUUGACAUUAUGCAUGUUUGAGCACUAGCCCUUCCCUUGUACAUUUGCUUCUGGUUCUUUAUAUAAAUCAGAAUCUCUGACCUGCUCAGCUGUUCAGCCUUCCACUUCCAGUCCAGUUCAGUGGCCACAGUAGACCUGCUUUACUCUUUUCCUUAUCCUUAAAUAAGACAAUUUUGUAUUCCUACCACCUUCAGACAGUGAUCUCAUGUGAAUGGUUCUCUUGACCCUACCAGUCAUGCAGUUCCUAUCCUAAUAACUAUAGUUUGGUCAUUGGCAUUUCCAAUAUAUAAAGGGAAGUAAACAUCCCCUAGGAGAGUUUUAGGUAAGAUAUUUCUGGACCUGGGGCAUAAUGAUACCGUGUAUUCAUGUCAACUUAAAAGAUUCCAAAGAUUUUUCACAAAUCAGCAUCACUACAGUUGAGGGUAGCAUGGCUAGGCCACACUUUGCGUAAAACUAUGUCAAUCUGGACAGAACCUGUACUUUUUUAAAAACAAUGUAUUGAAGGCCAUGGCCACUUGAUGUUUUGGGAAGUGAGCCAGGAAGAGAGUUCAGAGAUCUUACUGACCUCCUACUGUCUGUAACAGUUCUGUAUAACCUCCUCCCCUACCAGUGUCCCAUGAAGGCUAUUGUUGCCUAACUAACUGCUUGUGUGGGUAAAGAAAAGGCCCUUAACAAAAGAAAAAAGUGCGUUUGUUCCCAGCUGGGUAUGAGAACAUCUGUGGAGGCUGGGAAUGUGCAGUACUCUGUAUAGACUGCACAGAUAUUUUAGACUGUGGGUGUGACCAGUAGCCUGAGGAAUGCUGGGACUUUGAUUCCAGGCCAGUCUUAUCUCUAGUGAAUUGAAGCACCUAAGAAUUUCUGGCCCAGCAAAAGAAAUGGGGGGUAAUGGGUACAGAAGCAGAAAACCUAGCUCUCAACUUUGUUUCCCCUUGUCAUAGUGCCUCUAAGCAGAUAAUGUCCCUGGAUCUCAGAUUCUCUGGUAUCAACAGUAUUUCUCACCAAAGAUCACUGAACUGGGAUUCAGAAUACCUGGCUUCUGAUUUUGACUCUGGCAUUAAAUGUGGACAGAUCAAAUAGUUUGGGAGGGCUUCAUUUUCUUCAUCUGUGGAAUGAAUUGGUUGGAUUUAUCCAAGAUUAGCAAAUUUGAUUGUCUAGUUGGGCUCCAUAUGUCUAAAGAGGGCAGCCACCACUCAGCUUCAGCUGAUUAUUGUCAUAAGGACACAAUGUCUUCCUGUUUUUCAAGAUAAGCAAAAUAACUUUUUUAUGCAAAAUCUUCAGAUUUUUAAAUAUUGGCAGCUAAUUCAAAAAAUAUAUAAAUCACUAAUGGGGGCAAAUAAAAUACUUGUGGCUACUUUUGGUCCAUUGUUCAUGAGUUUACAGCCUCUGGUCUAGACCGAGAAGGUUCUUUUCUAAUUCAAGAUUCCAUCUCUGGAAGGGAUUGGUAAGGUGGGUAAUAGCUGAACAAUGCUUUCAGUGUCAGCUGAUGUGCAUGCUUCAAUUCUUUGAAAAUGUCUGCCUGGCUAGUUCUCAUCCUGGGAUUAUAAGUAACUUAGUAUGCAAAACAACAGGGUGCUUUGGCAGCUUAGACCUUGGACCCUCUCAGACUCUUCCUCGAGGACCCAAAGCUGGGAUGUAGUGCCCCAUUUCAACUGCCCUUAGCACCAAUCUUGAUUUCCUAUGCUCAAGUUCGCUCAGAGGCCAUGACUCAACAUGCCACGAACGAGGUUCCAGCUUAGGGAGUUUCUGCUGUUUUUCUCCAUUACACCCAAAUACCAAGAGAUCAGAGUAUGCUUCCAGCCUCUGGUUCCCAAGGUAGCAAAAGAUACUGGGAUUCCUGGUAGAUUUUAAGAAAGUGUGGUGAACUAGAGAGGUGCCGAGUGACUGAAGAUGAGAAAUUUUUCUGUUUUCAAAAAAGGGAAGAACAUGAAUUACUGAAUAUAGAUUGAUAAAUUUGUCUUCAGUUAUGAUUAAAGUUUUUAGACUACAUUAUUAAAAAAAUAACAGUGAUAACUGCGUAAGAACCAGACAUACCAGACUAAUUUCGUAUUUUGAUAUGGCUGUUAGAAUAAUGAGAAUUACAAUAUUAGCUUACAUUUAUUGAAUACUUUCUAUGUACCUGGGGUGGUUCUAUGCACUUUAUCUGGGUUAAUUUACUUAAUCCUCACUAUAAUCAUAAGGUAGAUACUAUCAUUACCCCCAUUUUAUUGACUAAGAAACUGAAACACAGUCUUAAGUAAUUUGUCCAGGUCAUAAAGCUAGAACAUGGUAGAGCCAGGAUUCAAAUGCAGACUUUUAACCACUUCAAGGAACAGGAUGUCAGCAUGGCAUUAACUAUGUUACUGUGGAUGAGACAGAGCAACCGAGGCUACAUGGCCAUAGGUAGUUGUAUUAAAAAUUAGUUGUAUUACUUUAUUCAGAAGAUUUGAUUUUAACUCAAGUCUCUGCUGUUUUGUCAUAGGGCUUUGUCCUGACUUGGUCUUAUAUUUUAUUAAUGUUUUGAAAAAAGGAAAUUGUUAGGAGCAAUAUAAUGUAGUGGUUAAAAGAAUGGGCUUUAUUGUCAACCUGCUUGAGUUCAAAUCUCAGGUCCUCUACCUACUGGCAUUGUAACCUUGAGCAAGUAACUAAACCUCUCUGGACUUUAGUUUACCUGUUAAUAAAAUGAAAAUAAUACUAGUAACUGCUUCAUAAGGUUUUCAUGAGGGUUAAAUGAGUUAAUAUCUGUAAAUCUCUUAACCCAGUGCCUGGUACAAAGCUCAACAAAUGUGAGCUAUUAUUAUCAUUGCAUUGUUAUCAGAUUUUCUAACAACUGAAAGCUGAUACGAUAGUAAAUUGUAUUGUUUGAGAAAAUCAGGAUCUCUAAAAGUUGCUUAAAAAUUGGAACGGAAGGAUAAAUCUAGUACCUAAUCAGUGCUGAGAAUUGCUGCAUUAGCUAAUGAAUGCUAGAGCACUUCACAUACUGUAGAACUUACAAAUGUAAUUUACUCUUAGAUCCAAAUAGCCAGUUAUGCCUCAGUUCAGCAUGUGGUAGAUACAACUAGAGGAUUCAGCUGCCCAUAAACUUAAUAUAAGACAAUAUUGUGCGGUGACACCCUCC
Molecule: messenger RNA, 9624 nt
Organism: Trichechus manatus latirostris (Florida manatee)
Lineage: Eukaryota; Metazoa; Chordata; Mammalia; Sirenia; Trichechidae
Gene: FUT8
Product: fucosyltransferase 8
Exons: 11
Coding region: 807-2534 (575 amino acids)
Biological process (GO): protein N-linked glycosylation
Cellular component (GO): Golgi cisterna membrane
Molecular function (GO): protein binding; glycoprotein 6-alpha-L-fucosyltransferase activity
Source: RefSeq, a predicted model, not a curated record